This is a messenger RNA of Emiliania huxleyi CCMP1516, 1017 nucleotides long. RefSeq lists its product as hypothetical. The transcript has a single exon. Gene Ontology annotation, cellular component: membrane. NCBI's taxonomy places the organism in Eukaryota, Haptophyta, Isochrysidales, Noelaerhabdaceae. The annotation marks the transcript as partial. The record is from RefSeq and is a predicted model, not a curated record.
GGCGUCAUUGUCGCCGUCGCCAACAAGGCAAUGUACCAGCUCGAGGUUGUCGGGAGAACCGGCGAGCUGGAGAGCUUCACGCCGCCGCUAUUUGGCACUCUCGUGAUGUUUCUUGGCAUGGCACUGGCGCUGCCGCUGCACUGGUGGGAGACGCGAGGGUCGCAGGCGCAGUCCCUCGACUGCAAGACGAUCGCCCUACUGAGCAUCCCGACGAUGUUUGACCUGGUCUCGACGAGCCUGGCCACGCUGAGCGUGAUAUUGCUGCCCCUGUCGACGUGCAUUCUUCUCCGCUCCUCGGCGGUCAUCUUUGUCGCCCUGCUCAAGCACUAUGUGCUCAAGGACAUCCUCUCCCGCUCUGAGGCGGUGGGCGUCUUCAUCAUCACCCUCGCGAUCCUCCUCGUCGGCUACGUCGGUGUGUCGGAGGACGGCGGGACGAGGCAAGACGGAAUAGAUGACUCGAUGCCGUCAGAGGUGGAGGGGCAGAAUAGCGGAGGGGCGAUGCUGGGUGUCGUCUUCGCCAUGGGGUCGGUGCUGGUCGCGGCGCUUCAGUAUGUGGUCGAAGAGAAGCUGCUCGACGACCUCUCCACGCCGCCAAACCUGCUGGUGGGUGUCAUGGGCGCCGUGGGUGUCGCCCUCACCCUAUUCGUGACGUACCCGGUCUACUACUUCUUCAUCCCUGGCUCGGACCACGGCCGCUUCGAGGACCCGGUAAAUACGCUCGUCAAGCUUCAAAAUAGCGGCGCCGCCUGCGCCCUCUCCGCCAUCGACCUCUUCUCCGUCCUCUUGCUCAACGUAAUGACCAUGUACAUCAUGCAGCGGCUGUCGGCAGUCUGGGGCGCCAUCCUCGGCAACAUCCGGCCGAGCGUCACCUGGCUCGCGCAGCUGGGGCUCUACUAUGGGGUGACAAACGGCGCCUUUGGCGAGUCGUGGAAGGGGUUCGAGAGCUGGCUGCAGCUGGUCGGCAUGGUGAUUCUCUUUGUGGGCAUGGCGGUCUACAACGGCACGUUUGAGGGGCCA